Adelges cooleyi (spruce gall adelgid) is the source of this 2886-nucleotide messenger RNA. RefSeq names its product fizzy-related protein homolog (gene fzr). The record is from RefSeq and is a predicted model, not a curated record. The coding region runs from base 294 to 2171 and encodes 625 amino acids. Gene Ontology annotation, cellular component: peroxisomal membrane; cytosol; anaphase-promoting complex. Gene Ontology annotation, molecular function: protein binding; anaphase-promoting complex binding; ubiquitin ligase activator activity. The transcript has 13 exons. NCBI's taxonomy places the organism in Eukaryota, Metazoa, Arthropoda, Insecta, Hemiptera, Adelgidae. Gene Ontology annotation, biological process: positive regulation of anaphase-promoting complex-dependent catabolic process; positive regulation of ubiquitin protein ligase activity; protein import into peroxisome matrix, docking.
ACGCUAUUUAUUUUCAUUUUUUUUUCCUUUUUCAGUUUUCUUACCGUGGUUAUUUUAAUUUGGUUUUAUAUAUCCAAAUGCGUAUUUUUUAAGUACAAGAGUUUUGGUUGUAGAAUGUCAAUCCGUCUCUUUGUUUAAUUUUUGUUCGCAGACUUCCAAGCACAUCGCAAGUCGUCAAUAUGAAAAAAAAUCAGUAAUAAUGGUGUUCGAAUAAGGCCAAACCAACGCCUAACUCCGUAACGACUGCUGUAGAAGUCAAAUCCAACUGUUAUCGUAAAGAAACUACAUACAAAAUGUCUAUGAGAGAUUUAGUAGAAGGAGAAUGCGGAGGGUCCAACUCUUUGGUCCAACUAUCAACGCAUUUUGUUCAAGAUCACGCAUUAAGAGACCAGGACCUCAAGCAAGACGGUCAUCCUGAUCAAAGUUUUUUGGAAGCAAACACUGGAGAACUGGCAGAUCAGUAUUUUAGUACUGCAGAACCAGACACAUUUAAAAUGGACAAUCUUUUAGAGGAAAUGAGAAGUACCGAAGAAACAAAUGUCAGCAAUCAACAAGAAGCAGCAGCGUGGCCGACAGAGUAUGAAGUCCAAAAAGAUGAAGGUGAAUACGAUCCAAACAUUUGGAGUACGACCGACAACAAAAUGUUGGUAAAAGACGAAAUCUAUGAUUUUGGUUACGGCCCUGAUUGGGUGAAAAAAUUGGAGUCUUCUAAUAAUAAAGAAGAUGCCGUUAAAUCUCGAUUCAAUUUUGAAAAACCCAAAGAAAAUGAAACAAUACUUGAUGGUACAGUGGCUAGUCCUACAAUUGUUGAUUCUGUGUUGCAGGAACAAACUAAUUUGGACCCAUUUUUAACUAUGAUGAUGGAGAACAUAGCGAACAAAUCCAGUUUCAACGUGGGAUCUUAUGGAAACUUGUUGUUUGAUUUUCAAAAUUUACCGCAAAAUGCAGAUUUCAAUCGUAAAUGGGAAUUAGAAGAUGCUGCAUCCGAUCAUAUUUUACCAAGUUCGUCGAAUGCUGAUGCACCAAUUUCAGCUAUAGGAGAGCCAAUAUCGUCUACUGAUCAAGAACAGGCGGCAGAGACUAUUAACAACGAUAAAAAUAUUUCAUUUAUGAGUAAUAUAAUGAAUAAUCUUCGGCUAUGGGAAUCUGAGUUUCGAGAUAUGCGUACUGUCACAGAAAUACCAGAGUAUUUGUUUAAUCAGCAAAAUGAGAUGGAAUCGAUAGAAAAUCCAUUAGCCGAAGGAAAGCGUCGUUUAGAAGCUGGUGAAUUAUCUACAGCUGUUCUGUGUUUUGAAGCGGCUGUCAAACAAGAUGCGUCUAAUGCUGAAGCAUGGCAACUAUUAGGCACAACACAAGCUGAAAACGAACAGGAUCAAUUGGGUAUAAGCGCGUUACACAAAUGUUUAGAACUUCAACCAGACAACUUGACAGCUGUACUUUGCUUGGCGGCUUGUUACACGAAUGAAAGCUGUAACGCACAAGCUUGUCGAAUGCUCAUGGAAUGGUUAAACCAAAAUCCAAAAUACAAAGAUAUCGUAAAGUCCAAACAGAUUCCGGACGAGCCAAAAAAGGUGGAUUACUUAUUUACUUCGAAACUAUAUGAUUCCGUCAAAGAUAUGUAUAUAGAAGCUGCCCAGCGAAGUGCUGAGAUGGGAUUCAUUGACGCAGACGUUCAAAAUGGUUUAGGAGUUUUACUCAACCUUAACAAUGAAAACGAUAAAGCCGUCGACUGUUUCAAAGCUGCACUUCAAGUCAAACCAGAUGAUGCUCGUUUGUGGAACCGUUUGGGUGCAACAUUAGCAAAUGGCGGAAAGUCUGAAGAAGCGAUAGAAUCGUAUCGCAACGCUUUGCAGUUAUGUCCUGGAUUCACAAGAGCUCGUUAUAACCUGGGGAUCACGUGUAUUCACCUAGAAACGUACAGGGAAGCCAUCGAGCAUUUACUAGAAGCUUUAAACCAACAAGCUUCAGCUGUGAGCUCUAAUGCCGGGACCCCCGCUUUGUCGGACACCAUUUGGAGUACACUGCGUCUAGCAAUAUCCUUGUCCGACCGUAUUGACCUUUUUAGAGCAGUAAAUGAUAGGAAUUUAGAUUUGUUGAACGCAGAAUUUAAUAUCAAAGAAACAAAAGAAAAUAGUACAACCGAUGAUAAUCAACAGUUAAAUCGGGAUUAGGUUAGGUAUUUUUUUUAUUUUAAAUUGAAUUUGUUUUAUAGUUUUUCAAUUGUAAAAUAAAUAUUAUAUUUUAUUGUUGGGAAAAAAAUUGUAGCGGAACAAUUUUACAUCCGCUUAUUCACAUAUUAUCUUGUAUAAUAUUAUAUUUCUUUUCGUAUGAAUGAUUGAAAAAUGUAUGUAUAUUAUAUUAUUGACACCAAUAACUAAGCUGGUAGAACUUAGGGUGUGAUUUUUGUAUUGUUAUAGUGUGUUCAGACUGUAGCCAAUAUUCAUGCAAAUAACGUAGUAACUUCCUCAAAAUAUUAUCGAUAAAUAUCAAAAAUAUUUUCUGUUUGUCAAACAUGUCUAGUGUAAGUCAUUUUUACUUGCUUGCUAUAAUUCUAAUUCUAUUAUAUUGAAAUCAAUUGAUAUCCUUUAUGUUUACAAACAUAUUAUUGUUUAAUUAUACAUUUUUAUAACAACUAAUGGUUAGUUGCCGAGUUCUCAACAAAAAAAAUUAUGUAAUGGUCGGGUUUUAGAAAAAUAUCACGGAUCCUCAAUGUUGUUAGAUUUUAAUAAUAAUUUUUUGUGUAAAUAAAAAUCAUUAAAAUCUAGUGCACGCAUCGAAAUCAACCAGUGAUAAUACUUAGGUAGUGUGGUUUUUUUUAUUUUUAAAAAAUGUUUUAAAAUGUACGUGUAUGUGUGAUAUAGAUUUAUAAUAAAAUGGUUUGUGCCA